This is a messenger RNA of Silurus meridionalis, 2424 nucleotides long. Its product is annotated as zinc finger protein 630-like. Gene Ontology annotation, molecular function: DNA-binding transcription factor activity, RNA polymerase II-specific; RNA polymerase II cis-regulatory region sequence-specific DNA binding. The coding region runs from base 841 to 2112 and encodes 423 amino acids. The transcript is spliced from 6 exons. The record is from RefSeq and is a predicted model, not a curated record. NCBI's taxonomy places the organism in Eukaryota, Metazoa, Chordata, Actinopteri, Siluriformes, Siluridae. Gene Ontology annotation, biological process: regulation of transcription by RNA polymerase II.
AUGUACUGCGUGUCACCAUACCGGGUCCCACAAGGAUGUUUUCAUGAAACAAUCAGGAUACUUUGACAAUAAGAAAUUACAGUAAAUACCAAUAAUUAUUUUUAAAUAGUAGAAUGCUUUGAACAAUAGACGUUGUCUUAAAGCAGUUUUACAGAGUUGGAGAGGUCAUAAAGUUUGUUCCUUAUAAUUUUAUGUUUAUCCCUAUUGAGCAAGCCAGUGGUGAUUGUGACAAGAAAAACUCUCUGAGAUGGAACAUUGUAAAUGUUUUAGUUUAAGAAGGUAAACUGCAUAAAAGAGCUAAAUAUAUGUAAAGCUCAUAAAGGUCUCACGUGUACAUGACUUGAACAUUAUACUUGCCCAUAUCAUUAAUAAUUUAUUAUAGAUCCACCACAAUAUUGCAUGACAAAUUCACAGCUUGCAUAUAUAUGUUAACUCUGUCCAGAUGCGUUUCUCAGUCUGUCCAGAAGAGGGCAGUGGUUUCUUUAAAAGUUGAUAUAAUCGAAAGCACGACCUACAUACCGGAAGUUGUGCUCUUUCAGUUAAACUAAAAAGACUAUCACUACCCUACAUUUGUGCACUACUUAGGGCAUGAAGUAACAGUAAUCAAAUCCUUUUGUAGCAGGCGUUAUUUAUACUGUCGUGUUAUUUUGGGACUGAUCCUAAUCACACACUAGCGCACUGAACAGUAUGGCGCAGCAGCAUCAUUGUGUACUAUAUUAGCAAGCAUACUUUGUAGUGUUGAAGUAUGUGAGCCUAAAGCGAGUCGAAAGGGUUUUUUUUAAGCUAAGAGGUAAAUGAGAAUUAUUUAUAGGUUCUUAUAGCGUGGAGUCUCUACAGGAGAUGAACAUGGUCGACUCCCAUUUUCACGUUCAGCUGACCGCUGUGAUGGAUGUGCUCCUGAAAACCGCGGUGUCCGACAUCUGCGCGCUGGCCGAGAGCUGGUUCAAAUCCCUGCACACGGAAAUAGCGAGAAGCAAAAAGGAGAACGAAGAUUUAAGGCAAAAGCUGCAGAUGAUGGAGCAGGAAAAGCACCAGCCAGCAGUUGAACCGGAGGCGGAAAACACAACGACCAAACAGGAGAAAGAUGACGGGGUUGAAGUGAGAGAUACAGACGAUUCGGGCUGUACAGUGUUAGCAGGAACCUCUACAGAAGAUUUAGCUGUGAGAGCACAACUAUGGCCGCCCUCGUCACAGGAAGACUCCAUGAAAAGAAACUGUUCUGCGACUGAUUCUGCACCAGCCAAAAGACCACACCUGAGAUGGAACCAUACACCAGCAGAAAUGAAAGAAAGAUCUGAUAGGGAAAGUGUAGAGCAAAAGCUAGAUGAUACAGAACUGAAUGGUGGAUUUUAUGUGCUCGGUAAUGAAUUCAAAACUGAAUCAGAGAAGUCUCAACCUGUUCUUCAAUCCUCAGAGUGCAGGAUGGAGGUUGGCUUACACUGUUCAAAUCAGAGUGAAAAGUGUGUGCUGCUGGAUGAAGUGUGUGCAGCUGAAAGUCCUCAAUACAGAAGAGAAGAGGAGCAGCAGUUCGACGUCUCCUGUUUAUGGACACCUGAUCUAGAGCCGAAUUCCACCCAUCUGCUUAGAGAAAAUCAAUCAGCCUUCACAAACUCAGACCACAGAAUGGCGCUGCAUUUGGGCAAAGAUUUCAGUUCAGCAGUGGCACCUAAAACUGCUAAACAUUUAAACUUUUCUAAAAUAACCUCGAUUUCUCUACUGUCUGAGAAAGGAAACGUUUGUAAUAUAUGUGGGAAAAAUCUUUCAACCAAAAAUUCGCUGGCUUCCCACUACAGAUUGCACACUGGAGAGAAGCCGUUCAUGUGUGCCCAGUGUGGAAAGAGUUUUGCCAAGAAAUUUAACCUAGAUAUCCACUACAACAUUCACUCUGGUCUAAAACCCUAUAUGUGCGCUCACUGCCCAAAGUCAUUUGCUGAUCCAAGUGCUUUUAGACGACACGAGUGGAUGCAUACACGCAAAUUGCAACAAAACACUAAAUAUAAAUUCAGUUGUAACACAUGUGGAAAAUGUUUUUUGUCAAAACAAUCACUUGCUGCACAUUCUCAACUGCACACUGCAGAGAAGCAACACAGUGUACAAAAGGUGCUGUUCUAACUUUAGAGACUUUGAAAGAGCAAAACAAAAGUGUCAAACACGUGACAUGAAUUACGCACAUGAAAUAAUAUUGUGCAAUAUUAAUUACAUAGUACUAUUGAUUUCUUUUAUAUGCAUUUACUGAAAGCCACUUAUAUAAACUUUGGUGAUGUAUGAAUAUGGGACAUAAGCUAGAAUAACUGUCGAAAAGAAUCUAAUACAAAUAAUUAUGCAUUUCAUUAAUGAUUUCAUUUGUAUUUUACAUGCGCUGUACCACUUAUAAAAUCAUUUCUUAUCUGGCAACCAAAAAAAUAAAUAAAACUGUUUACAGGU